AUGCCAGGCCUUCCCUUGGUCCAUAUUCCUUCCCCCAUCAACCACCUGCUGCAUUCGCCCCGCCCCCUUACAAUCGCAAUGUCGAAGACUGUCGAGAUCAUAACACUCGAGCGCGCCAAGGGCGGCGCUCAGGCCACGAUCAUUGACUCGGACACAGGGGUCAUUUACACCCUGGAGCUCACCCUUUCCGAGUCGUCGGAGCCCAGCAUUUGGAAUAGCCUCCCGGCGAGCAUUGACGUCAAGAUCACCUACGACGCGGGCGCCGACCUGCAAGGGACUGGAACGUUCAGCGUGCACAUCGAGAACUCGGAACUGAAACUGACCCUGUCCAACGGGCCGGUCCUCGACGGAAAAACCCUUGUGCCUAGCUCGGGAGUAGAAGACCUCACUGGAAAGUUCUUCUGCCGGUCCGAAUGA
This is a messenger RNA of Mycena indigotica, 417 nucleotides long. RefSeq lists its product as uncharacterized. The transcript has 2 exons. The coding region runs from base 1 to 417 and encodes 138 amino acids. The record is from RefSeq and is a predicted model, not a curated record. Lineage: Eukaryota; Fungi; Basidiomycota; Agaricomycetes; Agaricales; Mycenaceae.